GAUCACGCUCCAGGAAACCCAUCCGCCAGCGGGCAACACUCCCCCAAAACGACAAGCCAUCCGACAGCCAUGUUCGCCCUCCGUCGAGCAUGCGUCCGGUGUACGAACAUCACAGCCCUUCCUCGACCGACGUAUGCGAGAUUUCCUCGGGCCAUGUCGACCGGCGGGCCAGAGGACCCUCUAAAGUUUCCCGCAGCGAUUACCGUCAGCAAGCCGGAAGUGCCUAAGGAGGUCGAGUCUCCAGCAGCGGUUGUGAAGGAAGAAACUGCUUCUGUGUCGGCACCGGACGUUUCGGCAGCGUCAGAGAAGGUUCAGGAGCCUAAAAGGAUUGAAUCCUCGACGGCGGUCCCGAAGAGCGCUUCAGUCGUGUCCGAUUUCAAUGACUCGGCAACGCCGGAAAAAGUGGAACAGCCUAAACUGAGCGAAUCCCCGACACUCGAGAGCCCUUCCUUGGUGGCCACUUUGAAAGACCUGGUACCCCGGGAGAAGAUUGAAGCGCCGGAAGUGAGCAAAUCUUCUACACCCGAGAGCACCUCCUUUGUGUCCGCUCUCAAGGACUUGGUAACGCCGGAGAAGGUUGAAGAGCCCAAGGGGAAGGAAUCCUUGACACCGGUUACGGAAAGUGCGUCAUUCGUAUCCACUCUGAAAGAUUUGGUAACGCCGGAGAAAGUCGAGGAGCCCAAAGUGAACCAGGCCUCGACGCAGGUCCAGGAGACCCCUUCCCUCGUGUCCGCUCUCAAAGAUUUGGUUACGCCAGAGAAGGUUGAGCAGCCAAAAGCGAAUGGAACUGCAGCACAGGUCCCGGAGAAUAGCUCUACUGUGCCCGCUCUCAAAAACCUAGGCACACCGGAGAAAGCCGAGGAGCCCAAAGUGAUCGAAUCCGCGACGACACACUUUCCACAGAGUGCUUCCUUCGCGUCUGCCCUCAAGUCCGCCAUAACCGCCAGCAAACCGGGCGAGCAGCCGAAGGAGACCCAGCCCGCAAAAGCCCAACCAGCCCCCCUCACAAAAUCUCCAGGGGCGGAAUUCGUAGAAGAGUUCGGCGUAGACCUCUCAAAAGGCCACGCCGCCCGCAUCGCCAAAAUUCUGCGCAACGACACCCCACUCUCCCUCUCCCCGCGCGGCACCCCCGCUCCCGCCGAGCCCUCAGUCUAUGAGGAAUACAAAGCGGCUCUGUCCUCCAAGCCCGCCACCACCACCCCCGCGACACCCACCGCCACCACCGCAUCACAAAAACCAAUAGAAAAGCACGCCCACCGCCCUAAAACGGAACUCACACUCACAGAAGCCUUCGUGAACAAUAUCAUGAAGGACGGCAAAAAGGCCCGUGCCCGCAGAAUCAUCCGCGACGCUCUGGCCUACAUCCAGCGCGAGGCACCCGCCGGGUCGGACCCACACGUCGUCCUCGAAUCCGCCGUCAACAAAGUCGCCCCCCUCGUGAAGCUCGUAACCCAAAAACGGGGCUCGAAAGGCUUGCAAACACCCACACCCUUAGCGGAACGCCAACGACGGCGGUUCGGAAUCCUGUGGAUCGUGGAUGCGGCCAGCGGUGGGAAAUCGACGAUGGGGUUGGGCGAGAAAAUUGGGAAGGAGGUUUUGGCGGUUGUUGAGGGGACGAGUUCGGCGUUGCAGAAGCGGAUGAAUAUUCAUAAGCAGGCGUUGAUGAAUAGGAGUAAUGUGUUGAUGGUGGAUCGGAAGGUGCGGAAGAUGUGAUGGGUAGCGCGGGAAGGCGAUAGAUAGAUUGUGGAGGUGGAUUCGCGCUGUUUGCGUUUCGGUUCUCUUCCGCCGUUGUGUACGGAGCAACAUCUGUAUUUAACACACCAACGUGGCAUGUUACACUGUACAAAACAUGGACGCAGCGA
Fimicolochytrium jonesii is the source of this 1862-nucleotide messenger RNA. RefSeq lists its product as uncharacterized. The transcript has a single exon. Lineage: Eukaryota; Fungi; Chytridiomycota; Chytridiomycetes; Spizellomycetales; Powellomycetaceae. The coding region runs from base 70 to 1713 and encodes 547 amino acids. The record is from RefSeq and is a predicted model, not a curated record. Gene Ontology annotation, molecular function: structural constituent of ribosome; mRNA binding; rRNA binding. Gene Ontology annotation, cellular component: ribosome. Gene Ontology annotation, biological process: translation; ribosomal small subunit assembly.